AUGUUGAGAACCUUGGCCAAGCAAAGUUUGCGCGCUUCCCCCUUCAGAUGCGCCGUGAGAUUCAACUCCGUCAACUUCAAGUUGAACACCCAGAGCCACGUCUACAAGUACUUGGAAGAGGGCCCCAAGUUUGUCAAGUUCACGCCGGAGCACGAGUGGCUUGCGGUGUUCAAGGACGACACUGCGUUCAUUGGAAUCACCAACUACGCGUCCGAGGCCUUGGGCGACACCACGUUUGUCGAGUUGCCCGAAGUGGGCGUGUCGUAUGAGGCAGGCGAGUCUAUUGGCUCGGUGGAAAGUGUCAAGAGCGCCAGUGAGAUCUACAGUCCUGUGAGCGGCGAGGUGAUUGCCAUCAACGACAUUUUGGAAAGCAAGCCACAGUUGAUCAAUGACGACCCUAUGGGCGCCGGCUGGAUUGCCCAGAUCAAGUUGGCCGAGACUGCCGAGGCUGUGGAAGCCAAGGACGACUUGUUGGACGGCAAGCAGUACGAGGCCUCGUUGGAGGAGCACUAG
Clavispora lusitaniae ATCC 42720 is the source of this 513-nucleotide messenger RNA. RefSeq names its product glycine decarboxylase subunit H (gene GCV3). Gene Ontology annotation, biological process: glycine decarboxylation via glycine cleavage system; protein lipoylation. Gene Ontology annotation, cellular component: cytoplasm; mitochondrion; glycine cleavage complex. Lineage: Eukaryota; Fungi; Ascomycota; Pichiomycetes; Serinales; Metschnikowiaceae. The record is from RefSeq and is a predicted model, not a curated record.